AUGGUUCAAACAAAACUCUGGCGCAAUUGGUCGCCUCGGACUGUCCUUUUUGCAAUCAACGUCUUCGCGGCAGUUGCGAUUUUCUUCGAAGGUUAUGAUCAAGGUGUCAUGGGAGGUGUGAACGGCUCUCCAGACUACCAGAAGGUGGUGAAUAUUGGCAGUGGAGAUGGCAUUGUCACUCAACCAACCAAGCAGGGUGGUCUGGUAGCAGUCUAUUACUUGGGUGCUCUCUUUGGUUGCUUCUUGGGCGGUUGGUUAAGUGACAAGUUAGGCCGUAUCAAAAUCGUCUUCGUGGGGGCAUGCUACUGCCUGAUUGGAGGAGCCUUGCAGGCUGGCAGCAUAAACGACAAAAUGUUCAUUUGCGCGCGUGUCAUCACUGGCGUGGGUACUGGCCAUUUGAAUGCGAUCGUUCCAGUUUGGUCUGCCGAGGUUGCUCAGAGCCAUUCAAGAGGAGCCUUCAUAUGCCUUGUGUUCUUGGCUAAUUAUGUCGGCAUUUCAAUUGCGUACUGGCUCUCUUUUGGACUCAGCUUUACUAGCGAGAGCGUCGGUCCUAGCUUUCGGUGGCGCUUCUGUCUUGCUUUCCAGUGCUUACCGGCAAUAAUCCUAGCAUGCGCUAUCUGGCUCCUCCCCGAAUCCCCACGAUGGCUUAUCAAGGCAGGUCGCAAUGAAGAGGCCCUGGAAGUUCUUCAAGCUCUGAGAGGUGACAAUAGCGCCAAUGCUGAAGCUGUUCAGCAGGAGUAUAACGAAAUCAUUGAUGUUGUCGAGGCCGAGAGGUCUCUGGCUGAGAAGGGAAAUUUCCUUUCUUUGUUUUUUGGCACGGCGUCUGGCAAGCUUCACUUGCCUCUUCGGGCAAACCUGGCUUUCUGGCUGCAAGUUAUGAUGGAAUGGAACGGCAUCACUGCAAUCACAGUAUUCUCGCCCACAAUCUACGCGCAAGCUGGGUACGGCACCACAAAAGCCGGUUGGCUCAGUGCUCUAACAAACACAACCGGCAUAUUUGGGACCCUCAUUGCCUCCCAAACAAUUGACAGAUUCGGAAGAAGGAAUCUCAUGUUCGUUGGGGCCGCUGGCAUCGCUGUUACACUGUUCUUGGCUGGCGGAUUUGACAGGCUGCUUGUUAAUCGCCCCAGCCAAGCUUCGGAGUACGGUGCUGUCAGUGUCCUGUGGAUAUUCUUAUUUACUCUGAUUUAUAGCUCUACAUGGCUCAUGGUACCCUUUGUUUAUCCAACUGAGAUUUUUCCAGUCGCCCACAGGGCUUUUGGAAACGGCUUUGGCGUUGCAGGAUGGGCGAUUGGCUGUGGCUCUUCCAUUCUGGCAAAUCCGGUCAUGUUCAGCCGGAUACAAGAGAAGAUCUUCUACGUUUACGGCGCAUUGAAUAUUGCUUGGAUCCCCUUAGUUUAUCUCUUCUGGCCAGAGACAGCAAAGCGCUCGCUCGAGUCUAUCGACUGGCUGUUCGAGUCAUCCGUGCCAUUCACCUGGAAACAAGAAGCGCACUAUAAACAUGCCAAGGCGGAGUUUGACAGACUGCAUGAUCACAACCAUGCUGACAAGCAGAGUGGUAUGCCCUCGGAAGUGGAGUAA
Penicillium lagena is the source of this 1581-nucleotide messenger RNA. RefSeq names its product MFS sugar transporter. The transcript is spliced from 7 exons. Gene Ontology annotation, cellular component: membrane. Gene Ontology annotation, biological process: transmembrane transport; carbohydrate transport. The record is from RefSeq and is a predicted model, not a curated record. The coding region runs from base 1 to 1581 and encodes 526 amino acids. Lineage: Eukaryota; Fungi; Ascomycota; Eurotiomycetes; Eurotiales; Aspergillaceae. Gene Ontology annotation, molecular function: carbohydrate:proton symporter activity.